Messenger RNA from Exophiala bonariae, 1497 nucleotides. RefSeq lists its product as uncharacterized. NCBI's taxonomy places the organism in Eukaryota, Fungi, Ascomycota, Eurotiomycetes, Chaetothyriales, Herpotrichiellaceae. Gene Ontology annotation, molecular function: flavin adenine dinucleotide binding; sarcosine oxidase activity. The record is from RefSeq and is a predicted model, not a curated record. The transcript has 13 exons. The coding region runs from base 1 to 1497 and encodes 498 amino acids.
AUGAUCUCUCAGGAAUCAGAAAUUCUUAUUGUGGGCGCCGGUGUGUUCGGCCUGAGUACAUCCCUAUGGCUUGCCAGAAGUGGAUAUAAGAAUAUCACUGUUUUCGAUAGGUGCCAGUUUGACAAGAACAACUAUAACCCCUUGAACGGGUGUGAUGGUGCUUCUGCAGAUAUCAACAAGGUCUUCAGAACAUGUUAUGGAAAAGAGAAAGAGUACCAAGAGCUAGCGAUUCAAGCCCGUGAUAUAUGGCUGCAAUGGAAUAAGACCAUCCAAAACAGUUCCCUUUCUGAUCUCCCAACUGGUCUGGAGCCUGACGACAAGGUCAUUGAUCUCUGUGGUCAGUACUUCCUGGCACAUGGGUCGGAUCUGUCUGGCUUUCAUAAAGAUAGUUUGGACAUGAUGGAGGCGGAAGCACCAGAGUCGAGGGCCCAGCAAUUUAUAAAGGGAAAUGUAGAAGAUGAAGAACGUCUUGGUCAUAUCAGUCACAAAUGGGUCGAAAAGCUUCACGCCGUUGACAAGAUUGCUGGUGGCAACACGAAUGGCUUUCUUGAUAUUGGCGGAGGUAUAACGUUGGCUGACAAGGCUUGCACUUAUGCUAGAUUCUUAUGCCUCAAAGCAGGUGUGAAAUUCACACUCGGUGAGCCGCAAGGAAAGAUAAAGAGUCUUAUCGUAAACGACAGUGGUGUCAAGAAACAAGUGAUAGGCAUUAAGACUUUUGAUGAUAAAGAGCAUCUUGGUGAUCUGGUCAUUGUUGCUGGCGGUGCUUGGUCCCCGUCAAUCAUCCCGGAAGCAUCAUCUGCAGUUGAGGCGACAGCAGGAACUGUUAUGUUCAUCGACGUUCCAAAACAGAGGAAGGAUUUAUGGGACAAAUUUCACCCCGACAAUUUUCCAGUCUGGUCAUAUCGGAGGGGAGAAGGCGACGACUACUAUCAGGGAGGCUGCUUUCCCAUUACGAAAGAAGGGCGACUGAAGUUUGGAUUCCGUGGUCGGAAGUUCACUAAUUUUCGUGAACAUCCCACUCAGACAGAUCUUCGGCUAUCGACACCUCGUACGAAAUAUAGCACCGAGCCGAUCAACACGGUGCCCCUUUAUGGGCUUCAACUUAUGAAGGAGGUAAUUAGUGAAGCUUUCCCCGAGUUAGCUGAGAUCGGCUUCACUGAUAGUCGGCUAUGCUGGUACACCGACAGCAUCGACAACAACUUCGUCAUCGACUAUGUGCCAGGGUACUGUGAUUCAUUAUUUAUCUGCACUGGAGGCUCUGGGCAUGGUUUCAAAUUUCUACCCAUUUUGGGUAGACACGUCAAGAAUCAGCUCGAGCGAGUCCCCGACCAAUUCACUACCUUAUGGAAGUGGCGCGUGACGAGAGAGGGUGAAAUUUGCAAUGGACUAGAACAAGGAGAGACUGGACCUCGGGAGCUGUCUAGAGUCAAAAUGGCAGCAGAUCGUGACUUUUACUUCGAGACGACUAAGCAUACAGGCAUCCAAAGCCAUUUGUAG